This is a messenger RNA of Pristis pectinata (smalltooth sawfish), 3019 nucleotides long. It is a transcript of the gene mettl16, whose product is annotated as methyltransferase 16, N6-methyladenosin. Bases 332 to 2002 code for a protein of 556 amino acids. Gene Ontology annotation, molecular function: 23S rRNA (adenine(1618)-N(6))-methyltransferase activity. The record is from RefSeq and is a predicted model, not a curated record. Gene Ontology annotation, cellular component: nucleus. The transcript has 10 exons. NCBI's taxonomy places the organism in Eukaryota, Metazoa, Chordata, Chondrichthyes, Rhinopristiformes, Pristidae. Gene Ontology annotation, biological process: rRNA base methylation.
GUAAUUGUCCUUCCUGUCCAGUUAUGACUGGGUAACAAGGUCCCAGAACAAGCCAUCAUCUUGAAGAAAGGGGAACAGAAACAUAAAUACAUAUAAAAGAAUGAGGUUAAAAAUCAAGGGGGGAAAGUCAGCGGGGAUUUUUAUGGCGUGACAGAUUUACCAAAUGGAAAUGUCACUUGAUGUUUCCUUACUGUUGACUUACGCAUUGUAGCAGCAUGCACAGAGCUAACGUUGUUAUGUAAUCAUCAAUUCAAUGGAGUAAUUGACGGCUGUGCAGCGCUCUGUUCUGACGCACGGAGAUGAAGGGGGUGCUUCCGGGUCGCACUUCAGGAUGGCCCUUAACAAAUCCAUGCAUCCAAGGAACAGAUAUAAAGACAAACCUCCAGAUUUCUCAUAUUUGGCAUCAAAGUAUAAAGAAUUCCAGCAGCAUGUGCACACAAACUUGACUGGGAAAGUGAGUUUAAAUUUUAAAGAUCCCGAGGCAGUCAGAGCCCUUACGUGUACUUUACUGAAGGAGGACUUCGGACUUACAAUUGACAUCCCGUUGGAGAGGUUGAUUCCUACCGUUCCAUUGCGGCUCAACUACAUACAUUGGGUUGAAGACCUGAUCGGCAGUGGCACUAAUAAAAGUGAACUGAUUCGAGGAAUUGACAUAGGAACUGGUGCCUCUUGUAUCUAUCCUCUGCUUGGGGCCACUAUGAAUGGUUGGUUCUUCCUUGCAACUGAGGUGGAUGACAUGUGUUUUGACUAUGCAACAAAAAAUGUGGAGCAGAACAAUCUUUCUGACCUCAUUAAAGUGGUGAAAGUACCUCAGAAGACCCUGUUGAUGGAUGCUCUGAAAGAGGAAUCAGAGAUUGUUUAUGAUUUCUGUAUGUGCAACCCACCAUUCUUUGCAAAUCAAAUGGAAGCUAAGGGUGUAAAUUCCAGGAAUCCAAGUCGCCCGCCUCCCAGUUCUAUAAAUACAGGUGGAAUUACUGAAAUAAUGGCUGAGGGUGGAGAGUUGGAAUUUGUGAAAAGAAUCAUCCAUGAUAGCCUUCAAUUGAAGAAGAGACUGAGGUGGUAUAGCUGCAUGUUGGGAAAGAAAUGCAGUUUGGUUCCAUUGAAAGAAGAACUUCGACAACAAGGGGUCCCUAAAGUCACCCAUACGGAAUUCUGUCAAGGACGAACCAUGAGGUGGGCUUUGGCAUGGAGUUUUUAUGAUGAUGUAAUUAUGCCUUCUCCUCCAUCCAAGAAAAGGAAACUGGAGAAGCCACGGAAGCCCAUUACCUUCACGGUGUUGGAACCUACAGUUAAGGAACUGCGGAAUAAAGUUGCAAGUUCAGACCCCGUGUCUUCCGAAGCCAUUGAGGUGGUAACGGCAGUAAUAGAAAAAAUUCUUACUGAGCUGAAGGUCCUUUUUAAACGUGUGCCCUGUGGUAAAGAUGAAGUAAGUUUAUUCCUAACGGCCAUCCAGAACUCUUGGGUCCACAUCCGCCGUAAGAAACGAGAUAGAGUGAGACAGCUUCGGGAACUCCCCAGAGCCACAUCAGAUGUGUUGCAAUCUGCCGAAGUAGAGAGUACCCCUGAAAACAAUUCCAGUGCUACCACUGGUCCUGACGGAGCUGAGGGAAGCAAUGUCGGAGCAGGCGAAACAUCAGCUGAAAACGAAGAGGAGCUCCCAGUUAAUGGGGGUAAUGGUCUCUUGAAUGUGAUGGCGGCAGAUCAAGAAAGCAAUAUGGAAACUGAAGAAAAGUUUAAAUGUCAUGAGAGUGGCUCUACUAGCUGUGGAAUUGAUGAUGCAGUUGAGCAGGAAAAAGCCAGUUCCACUGGAGCAAACCCAGAAGUGGACAAAACUCCAAAAGAGAGUGCGAGCUGCUUUUUGUUCAAGUGCCUAAUGAAUGUGAAGAAGGAUGGAAAGAAUGCCCACGUAGAAAUGCACUGGGUUGAGGGUCAGAAUAGGGACCUAAUGAACCAGCUCUCAACCUAUCUGCGAAAUCAGAUUUUCAAACUUGUAGUUAGUUAAAGGAAUACUUUUAUCUUGUCAAUAUAUAUGCUGUAUUUUCUUUUUUAUUCUUGGUUCAGUAUCACACAGAUAAAUUUUCAGAUUUCUUAUCUAUAGUUUUACUGGCUUUCGAUUUGCCAGGGUUUUGUGCAUCUUUUAACCAAGUGCAUAUGCAGUUAGCAUCCAGUGAUCUCCCCUCUCCAGAUGUACCAUUCAAACAAAUAUAAAAAGAAUUGCUGUCCUCUUAUGACUCAAACAAUCAAAUAUUCCCAUGUUUUGGUGCUAAUUCACCAGGAGAUUCAUCUGCAAAGAUCUGCUCAAUUAGCUGAUUCCAACCAAGGAGAUACAGAAUCCCCUGUAAUGAGAGGAUGAUUAUACUUGAGCAACAAUUGAAUUUCUCAGUGACAACUGAUGAUUACAUAAGAGUACUAUAGUUGCAAGAUAAUUGCAGUUGAGGCAGAUAUUUCAGAUCGCUCGUUCAAAAUGAAUAUCAUACUCCACUUUGCAGCACCCAGUUUGUUCUAGAAUGAUGCCAGAGUUUUUACAUCCACUAUUCUAUUUGGUAGGCUUUUCAAUAUCUUCAACCCCCUUUGUAUGCAGCAGUUCUUCUUAUGCUGCUGUUCAUGUUCCUAUCCUUGUUUUGCACCUUCCAGAUUUGGGAUACGCGCAAGCUUCACUGCCUCAUCUGUAUCCCAAUAAGCUCACAUUUCUGAUGAAUCCCAGUGUCCUUGUAGACAGAACAGAAUUCCUGAGGUACUGGAACGAGAGGGGGAGAAAGUGAAAACUGGAAAAGAAGUUGAAAUGGAUUCAAAAGCAAGAUCAAAGAAUCUGGAUUUUGUAAGGUGUUAGAGUGGAUUUUGAUUCCUUCCUGGUCAGAAGCACUCAUGGCUAUUCAUACCUGAGGCAUUUCUGUUUGGGGGAGAUUUUGAAGAACUCUAGAAAGCUCAGGUCUUUGGACCUAGCAAGGAGCAAUUACCCUCUGGGGAAAAUAAAUAUUAAGUUUUAAAUGUUAUAUUCAAAAAUAAAUACUGAAGUGUC